Molecule: messenger RNA, 1992 nt
Organism: Paramacrobiotus metropolitanus
Lineage: Eukaryota; Metazoa; Tardigrada; Eutardigrada; Parachela; Macrobiotidae
Exons: 1
Coding region: 1-1992 (663 amino acids)
Biological process (GO): proteolysis
Molecular function (GO): nucleic acid binding; zinc ion binding; aspartic-type endopeptidase activity
Source: RefSeq, a predicted model, not a curated record
AUGUCUACUUUUCGAUUCCGUCGGCGUCGAGGCUGGAGAAAUGCUUUUCUCUAUGUGUUUGCCGGGAACCCGGACGAUUUCACCACAGCGCAAAUUGUAGACAAACUUGAACACGCCUUCGUGAAGAAGACCAACGUUGCCACCGAGUGGGCCAAUUAUUUUAAGCUCAAACAAGAACAGGGUGAAUCCCUGUUGGAUUAUUCCAAUAAGCUCCGCCGCAAGGCCUUUCCGUGUGGUUUUCCAGCCGAUGUUCUUGAAAAGAACAUGUCGGCGACCUUUCUUAAUGGUCUCGCCAGCGACGCUGUACGGGAGCAUCCCCAGUCAAAAACGUACUCCACGUUGGAGGAAGCGCUGGAUAUUGCGGAGAAGUACGAGCUCCGGCGUAGCACCAGAAAGGGUCAAACCACUGUCGAUGUGGCGCGCGUGGAAAGCGGGAAGCGAAACCCAGCGGGUAAUGGCUACAGAAGGCGUGACGGCGCUCGUGGCGGACAACGAGGCCGUGACCUUGGUGGUGCACGCAAGCCUGCUGGCGCAGAAGGUGGCAAGGGUGCAGCCUGUGACGGCUGCGGAUCCACGCAGCACGCACAAAGCGACUGCUGGGCGAAAGAUGCGGAGUGCAGAAAGUGCAAAAAGCGCGGCCAUAUAGCGAAGGUCUGCCGGAGCGCACAGAGCUCCAGCGGCCGACAGGGACGCGAUGGGCGCCGAACGUUUUUGGUGGAGGAAGAGUAUGAAGUGCUCUCUGUCGAUGCCACCAGCGGGCGCGCCAAUCACGUACCGGUGAAAAUAAAUGCUGUACCGGUGUCACCAGUGCUGGAUACUGGCUCUGGCGUCACCAUUGUCGCCUCGGAAACCUGGAGAUCGAUCGGCUCUCCAAAAUUAUCACCGUACACCAAUCCACUGAAGAUUUUUACUGGCCAUACCUUAAAGGUCAUCGGCACAGCGAUGGUGGAAGUGGCCCACGCGAGAACGCGGAAGACGCUGCCGGUGAUUGUGGUAGCAACGCGUGGAAAUGUACCUGGACGAGAUUGGAUACACGCGUUGAAUUUAAGUCAGCUGAGUUUGCGUGACCUCCAAAUCCCAGCGGUGUGUGCUGUCUCGGGAAACGUCCAGCUGAAACAGAUCUUUGCCAAGCACAGUGCUGUCUUUCGCGAGGAACUGGGCCAGUGCAAGCACUAUAAAGCCCAUCUGCACCUAAAGCCAAGUGCCACGCCGGUAUUCCGCAAGGCGCGACCGGUUCCGUUCGCCUUCCGGGAGGCCGUGGGACGCGACAUUGACCGACUGGUAGAGAAGGGGAUUCUCUCACCAGUGGAGCAUGCAAAGUGGGCAGCACCGAUCGUCGCAGCGCUGAAGCGUGCUGAGGACAUCCGGACGUGCGCGGAUUUGAGCACGGGGCUUAAUGACGCACUGGAUGUGCAACAGUAUCCCCUUCCGACGCCCGACGAGCUGUUUGCAAAGCUCAACGGCGGUCAGAAGUUUAGCACGCUCGACCUGGCGGAGGCCUAUGCGCAAGUGGAGCUUGACGAAGAAAGCAAGGCGCUGGUGGUGAUCAACACCCACUUCCAGUACAACCGCAUGCCGUUUGGUGUAGCCAGCGGCCCGAGCAUCUUCCAACAAAUCAUGGAACGGAUCCUCCAGGGGUGCGAAGGCGUCGCCAUCUAUAUGGACGACAUCAUCGUCACAGGUGCGACUGAUGAAGAGCACCUCCGGAACCUGGAGCGGGUCCUACAACGCCUCGAGGAAUACGGACUCAGGCUGAAGCGCUCCAAGUGUCAGUUCCUCCAGGACUCGGUAGAAUACCUCGGGUUCGUGGUGGACAGCCGAGGCCGACACAUCUCACGCGACCAAGUGAAGGCGCUCUUGGACAUGGACCGCCCGGCCAACGUAAGUCAGUUACGUGCAUUCCUCGGGCUGGUUAACCACUACGGCAAGUACGUGCGUGACCUUUCGACGAAAUGCUGUCCAUUUCACCAGCUGCUGAAAGCGGGAGUUUAG